Tripterygium wilfordii is the source of this 420-nucleotide messenger RNA. RefSeq names its product ATP synthase delta chain, chloroplastic-like. Gene Ontology annotation, cellular component: chloroplast thylakoid membrane. The transcript has a single exon. Gene Ontology annotation, molecular function: proton-transporting ATP synthase activity, rotational mechanism. Gene Ontology annotation, biological process: proton motive force-driven ATP synthesis; photosynthetic electron transport in photosystem II; photosynthetic electron transport in photosystem I. Bases 1 to 420 code for a protein of 139 amino acids. The record is from RefSeq and is a predicted model, not a curated record. Lineage: Eukaryota; Viridiplantae; Streptophyta; Magnoliopsida; Celastrales; Celastraceae.
AUGUUAUAUUUCCAACAAUCUACCAUCGACGUCGAGGAGAAGCGGAAGUUCCUCGACGAGAUAGCGAAAUCGAGCGCAUUCCAGCCCUACAGCGUCAAUUUCUUGAACAUCCUCAUUGACUCGAGGAGAAUCAGUCUGAUUAAGGAGAUUGUGAAGGAGUUCGAGAUGGCGUACAACAAGUUGACGGAUACGGAGCUUGCGAUUGUGACUUCGGUGGUGAAGCUGGAGUCGGAGCAUCUGACGCAGAUUGCGAAGCAGGUGCAGAAAUUGACCGGGGCAAAGAAUGUGAGGAUAAAGACUGCGAUUGAUCCUUCAUUGGUGGCUGGAUUUACUGUUAGUUAUGGAAAUACUGGGUCGAAGCUUAUGGACAUGAGUGUGAAGAAGCAGUUGGAAGACAUUGCUUCACAGAUUGAUAUGUGA